CACUCCCACUGCUAUGUUCAACAGCACUGUUGUCUUUGCUAGUGGCAGCACGUCCUACGUUAACACCACAACUGGCAAUUUCAACACCACCACCAUCAGUGCCAGCACUGCAAGCCAGAACAUCGCUGCUAGUCGCAGUGCUAUGGUAAACAACACAAUGACCCUUGCUAGUGUCAGCACUGUGAGUGUUAAUACCACAACUAAUAAUGUUAACAACAUCAAUGCCAGUGCAACUACUGCAAGUCAGAACACCAACAUUAGUACCCCUGCCAUUGUAAACACAACCAUCACCCUUGCUGGUGUCAGCAGUGCCACUGUUAACUCCACCACUGGCAGUGGUAACACCAUCAUCAGUGCAACCAAUGCAAGCCUCAACUCCAGUGUCAGUCCCACUGUCAGUUUCAACACCACAUUCAAUAUUGCUAGUGCCAGCACUCCCACUCUUAUGACUGCAACUGGCAAUGUCGACAACACCACCGUUAUUUCACCAACUACAAGCCAGAACACCACUGUCAGUCCCACUGCAAUUAUCAACACCUCCAUCACUGUUGCACUUGUGAGCACUGGCACCAAGAACACCACAAUUGGCAAUGUGAACAACACCACCAUCGUUGCCACCACUGCAAAUCUCAACACCACUGUCACUCCCACCACCAGGGUCAACGCCACUGUCUCCCUUGGUAGUGGCAGCAAUGCCAAUGAACUCUACACAGCUGGUAAUGUCAGUACCACAACAAUUAGUGCUACGACUGCAAGCCUCAACACCAAUGUCACUUUCAGCAUCAAUUUCAACACCACUGUCUCUACUGCUGGUGCCAUCACUCCCACUCUUAUUACCACAACUGGCAAUGUUAACAACACCACCACUAUUUCCACCACUGCAAGUCAGAUCACCACUGUCAGUCCCACUGCAAUUGUAAACACCACUGUCUCCCUUAGUAGUGGCAGCACUGCCACUAUGAACUCCAGAAUUGGCAAUGUUGAGAACACCACCUUUAGUGCCACCACUGCAAAUCUCAACACCACUGUCACUCCCACUGUAAGUGUAAAUACCACCAUCACCAUUGCUUCUGGGAGGACUGAGACUGUUAAUAUCACAAGUGGCCAUGUGGACAACACCAACACCAGUGUCACCAAUGCAAGCCUCAGCACCACCUUCACUCCCACUGCUAUGUUCAACAGCACUGUUGUCUUUGCUAGUGGCAGCACGUCCUAUGUUAACACCACAACUGGCAAUUUCAACACCACCACCAUCAGUGCCAGCACUGCAAGCCAGAACAUCACUGUUAGUCCCAGUGCCAGGGUAAACACCACAAUGACCCUUGCUAAUGCCAGCACCGUGAGUGAUAAUACCACAACUAAUAAUGUUAACAACACCAAUGCCAGUCCAACUACUGCAAGUCAGAACACCAACACUAGUACCCCUGCCUUUGUAAACAACACCAUCACCCUUGUUGGUGUCAGCAGUGCCAUUGUUAACUCAGCCACUGGCAAUGGUCACACCACUAUCAGUGCCACCAAUGCAAGCCUCAGCACCACCAUCACUCCCACUGCUAUGUUCAACAGCACUGUUGUCUUUGCUAGUGGCAGCACGUCCUCCGUUAACACCACAACUGGCAAUUUCAACACCACCACCAUCCGUGCCAGCACUGCAAACCAGAACAUCACUGUUAGUCCCAGUGCUAUGGUAAACAUCACAAUGACCCUUGCUAGUGUCAGCAGUGCCACUGUUAACUCCACCACUGGCAGUGGUAACACCAUCAUCAGUGCAACCAAUGCAAGCCUCAACUCCAGUGUCAGUCCCACUGUCAGUUUCAACACCACAUUCAAUAUUGCUAGUGCCAGCACUCCCACUCUUAUGACUGCAACUGGCAAUGUCGACAACACCACCGUUAUUUCACCAACUACAAGCCAGAACACCACUGUCAGUCCCACUGCAAUUGUCAACACCUCCAUCACUGUUGCACUUGUGAGCACUGGCACCAAGAACACCACAACUGGCAAUGUGAACAACACCACCAUCAUUGCCACCACUGCAAAUCUCAACACCACUGUCACUCCCACCACCAGGGUCAACACCACUGUCUCCCUUGGUAGUGGCAGCAAUGCCAAUGAACUCUACACAGCUGGUAAUGUCAGUACCACAACAAUUAGUGCUACGACUGCAAGUCUCAACACCAAUGUCACUUCCACCAUCAAUUUCAACACCACUGUCUCUGCUGCUGGUGCCAUCACUCCCACUCUUAUUACCACAACUGGCAAUGUUGACAACACCACCACUAUUUCCACCACUGCAAGUCAGAUCACCACUGUCAGUCCCACUGCAAUUGUAAACACCACUGUCUCCCUUGGUAGUGGCAGCACUGCCACUAUGAACUCCAGAAUUGGCAAUGUUGAGAACACCACCUUUAGUGCCACCACUGCAUACCUCAACACCAAUGUCACUACUACUGCAAGUGUAAAUACCACCAUCACCAUUGCUUCUGGGAGGACUGCCACUGUUAAUAUCACAAGUGGCCAUGUGGACAACACCAACACCAGUGUCACCAAUGCAAGCCUCAGCACCACCUUCACUCCCACUGCUAUGUUCAACAGCACUGUUGUCUUUGCUAGUGGCAGCACGUCCUACGUUAACACCACAACUGGCAAUUUCAACACCACCACCAUCAGUGCCAGCACUGCAAGCCAGAACAUCACUGUUAGUCCCAGUGCCAGGGUAAACACCACAAUGACCCUUGCUAAUGCCAGCACUGUGAGUGAUAAUACCACAACUAAUAAUGUUAACAACACCAAUGCCAGUCCAACUACUGCAAGUCAGAACACCAACAUUAGUACCCCUGCUUUUGUAAACAACACCAUCACCCUUGUUGGUGUCAGCAGUGCCAUUGUUAACUCAGCCACUGGCAAUGGUCACACCACUAUCAGUGCCACCAAUGCAAGCCUCAGCACCACCAUCACUCCCACUGCUAUGUUCAACAGCACUGUUGUCUUUGCUAGUGGCAGCACGUCCUCCGUUAACAUCACAACUGGCAAUUUCAACACCACCUCCAUCAGUGCCAGCACUGCAAGCCAGAACAUCACUGUUAGUCCCAGUGCUAUGGUAAACACCACAAUGACCCUUGCUAGUGUCAGCAGUGCCAUUGUUAACUCAGCCACUGGCAAUGGUAACACCACUAUCAGUGCCACCAAUGCAAGCCUGAGCACCACCAUCACUCCCACUGCUAUGUUCAACAGCACUGUUGUCUUUGCUAGUGGCAGCACGUCCUACGUUAACACCACAACUGGCAAUUUCAACACCACCACCAUCAGUGCCAGCACUGCAAGCCAGAACUUCACUGUUAGUCCCAGUGCUAUGGUAAACACCACAAUGACCUUUGCUAAUGUCAGCACUGUGAGUGUUAAUACCACAACUAAUAAUGUUAACAACAUCAAUGCCAGUGCAACUACUCCAAGUCAGAACACCAACAUUAGUACCCCUGCCAUUGUAAACACAACCAUCACUCUUGCUGGUGUCAGCACUGCCACUGUUAACUCCACCACUGGCAGUGGUAACACCAUCAUCAGUGCAACCAAUGCAAGCCUCAACUCCAGUGUCAGUCCCACUGUCAGUUUCAACACCACAUUCAAUAUUGCUAGUGCCAGCACUCCCACUCUUAUGACUGCAACUGGCAAUGUCGACAACACCACCAUUAUUUCACCAACUACAAGCCAGAACACCACUGUCAGUCCCACUGCAAUUGUCAACACCUCCAUCACUGUUGCACUUGUGAGCACUGGCACCAAGAACACCACAACUGGCAAUGUGAACAACACCACCAUCAUUGCCACCACUGCAAAUCUCAACACCACUGUCACUCCCACCACCAGGGUCAACACCACUGUCUCCCUUGGUAGUGGCAGCAAUGCCAAUGAACUCUACACAGCUGGUAAUGUCAGUACCACAACAAUUAGUGCUACGACUACAAGCCUCAACACCAAUGUCACUUCCACCAUCAAUUUCAACACCACUGUCUCUACUGCUGGUGCCAUCACUCCCACUCUUAUUACCACAACUGGCAAUGUCGACAACACCACCAUUAUUUCACCAACUACAAGCCAGAACACCACUGUCAGUCCCACUGCAAUUGUCAACACCUCCAUCACUGUUGCACUUGUGAGCACUGGCACCAAGAACACCACAACUGGCAAUGUGAACAACACCACCAUCAUUGCCACCACUGCAAAUCUCAACACCACUGUCACUCCCACCACCAGGGUCAACACCACUGUCUCCCUUGGUAGUGGCAGCAAUGCCAAUGAACUCUACACAGCUGGUAAUGUCAGUACCACAACAAUUAGUGCUACGACUGCAAGUCUCAACACCAAUGUCACUUCCACCAUCAAUUUCAACACCACUGUCUCUUCUGCUGGUGCCAUCACUCCCACUCUUAUUACCACAACUGGCAAUGUUGACAACACCACCACUAUUUCCACCACUGCAAGUCAGAUCACCACUGUCAGUCCCACUGCAAUUGUAAACACCACUGUCUCCCUUGGUAGUGGCAGCACUGCCACUAUGAACUCCAGAAUUGGCAAUGUUGAGAACACCACCUUUAAUGCCACCACUGCAUACCUCAACACCAAUGUCACUACUACUGCAAGUGUAAAUACCACCAUCACCAUUGCUUCUGGGAGGACUGCCACUGUUAAUAUCACAACUGGCCAUGUGGAAAACACCAACACCAGUGUCACCAAUGCAAGCCUCAGCAUCACCAUCACUCCCACUGCUAUGUUCAACAGCACUGUUGUCUUUGCUAGUGGCAGCACGUCCUACGUUAACACCACAACUGGCAAUUUCAACACCACCACCAUCAGUGCCAGCACUGCAAACCAGAACAUCACUGUUAGUCCCAGUGCUAUGGUAAACACCACAAUGACCCUUGCUAAUGUCAGCACUGUGAGUGUUAAUACCACAACUAAUAAUGUUAACAACAUCAAUGUCAGUGCAACUACUGCAAGUCAGAACACCAACAUUAGUACCCCUGCCAUUGUAAACACAACCAUCACCCUUGCUGGUGUCAGCAGUGCCACUUUUAACUCCACCACUGGCAGUGGUAACACCAUCAUCAGUGCAACCAAUGCAAGCCUCAACUCCAGUGUCAGUCCCACUGUCAGUUUCAACACCACAUUCAAUAUUGCUAGUGCCAGCACUCCCACUCUUAUGACUGCAACUGGCAAUGUCGACAACACCACCAUUAUUUCACCAACUACAAGCCAGAACACCACUGUCAGUCCCACUGCAAUUGUCAACACCUCCAUCACUGUUGCACUUGUGAGCACUGGCACCAAGAACACCACAACUGGCAAUGUGAACAACACCACCAUCAUUGCCACCACUGCAAAUCUCAACACCACUGUCACUCCCACCACCAGGGUCAACACCACUGUCUCCCUUGGUAGUGGCAGCAAUGCCAAUGAACCCUACACAGCUGGUAAUGUCAGUACCACAACAAUUAGUGCUACGACUGCAAGCCUCAACACCAAUGUCACUUCCACCAUCAAUUUCAACACCACUGUCUCUACUGCUGGUGCCAUCACUCCCACUCUUAGAACCACAACUGGCAAUGUUGAGAACACCACCUUUAGUGCCACCACUGCAUACCUCAACACCAAUGUCACUACUACUGCAAGUGUAAAUACCACCAUCACCAUUGCUUCUUGGAGGACUGCCACUGUUAAUAUCACAACUGGCAAUGUGGACAACACCAACACCAAUGUGACCACUGCAAGCCUCAGCACCACCAUCACUCCCACUGCUGUGUUCAACAGCACUGUUGUCUUUGGUAGUGGCAGCACGUCCUACGUUAACACCACAACUGGCAAUUUCAACACCACCACCAUCAGUGCCAGCACUGUAAGCCAGAACAUCACUGUUAAUCCCAGUGCUAUGGUAAACACCACAAUGACCCUUGCUAGUGUCAGCACUGUGAGUGUUAAUACGACAACUAAUAAUGUUAACAACACCAAUGCCAGUGCAACUACUGCAAGUCAGAACACCAACAUUAGUACCCCUGCCAUUGUAAACACAACCAUCACCCUUGCUGGUGUCAGCAGUGCCACUGUUAACUCCACCACUGGCAGUGGUAACACCAUCAUCAGUGCAACCAAUGCAAGCCUCAACUCCAGUGUCAGUCCCACUGUCAGUUUCAACACCACAUUCAAUAUUGCUAGUGCCAGCACUCCCACUCUUAUGACUGCAACUGGCAAUGUCGACAACACCACCGUUAUUUCACCAACUACAAGCCAGAACACCACUGUCAGUCCCACUGCAAUUGUCAACACCUCCAUCACUGUUGCACUUGUGAGCACUGGCACCAAGAACACCACAACUGGCAAUGUGAACAACACCACCAUCAUUGCCACCACUGCAAAUCUCAACACCACCGUCACUCCCACCACCAGGGUCAACACCACUGUCUCCCUUGGUAGUGGCAGCAAUGCCAAUGAACUCUACACAGCUGGUAAUGUCAGUACCACAACAAUUAGUGCUACGACUGCAAGCCUCAACACCAAUGUCACUUCCACCAUCAAUUUCAACACCACUGUCUCUACUGCUGGUGCCAUCACUCCCACUCUUAUUACCACAUCUGGCAAUGUUGACAACACCACCACUAUUUCCACCACUGCAAGUCAGAUCACCACUGUCAGUCCCACUGCAAUUGUAAACACCACUGUCUCCCUUGGUAGUGGCAGCACUGCCACUAUGAACUCCAGAAUUGGCAAUGUUGAGAACACCACCUUUAGUGCCACCACUGCAUACCUCAACACCAAUGUCACUACUACUGCAAGUGUAAAUACCACCAUCACCAUUGCUUCUGGGAGGACUGCCACUGUUAAUAUCACAACUGGCCAUGUGGAAAACACCAACACCAGUGUCACCAAUGCAAUCCUCAGCACCACCUUCACUCCCACUGCUAUGUUCAACAGCACUGUUGUCUUUGCUAGUGGCAGCACGUCCUACGUUAACACCACAACUGGCAAUUUCAACAACACCACCAUCAGUGCCAGCACUGCAAGCCAGAACAUCACUGUUAGUCCCAGUGCUAUGUUAAACACCACAAUGACCCUUGCUAAUGUCAGCACUGUGAGUGUUAAUACCACAACUAAUAACGUUAACAACACCAAUGCCAGUGCAACUACUGCAAGUCAGAACACCAACAUUAGUACCCCUGCCAUUGUAAACACAUCCAUCACCCUUGCUGGUGUCAGCAGUGCCACUGUUAACUCCACCACUGGCAGUGGUAACACCAUCAUCAGUGCAACCAAUGCAAACCUCAACUCCAGUGUCAGUCCCACUGUCAGUUUCAACACCACAUUCAAUAUUGCUAGUGCCAGCACUCCCACUCUUAUGACAGCAACUGGCAAUGUCGACAACACCACCAUUAUUUCACCAACUACAAGCCAGAACACCACUGUCAGUCCCACUGCAAUUGUCAACACCUCCAUCACUGUUGCACUUGUGAGCACUGGCACCAUGAACACCACAACUGGCAAUGUGAACAACACCACCAUCAUUGCCACCACUGCAAAUCUCAACACCACUGUCUCCCUUGGUAGUGGCAGCAAUGCCAAUGUUAUUUACACAACUGGUAAUGUCAGUAACACCACCAUCAGUGCCACCACUGCAAGCCUCAACACCAAUGUCACUAUUUCUGCAAGUGCAAAUACCACCAUCACCAUUGCUUCUGGGAGGACUGCCACUGUUAAUAUCACAAGUGGCCAUGUGGACAACACCAACACCAGUGUCACCACUGCAAGCCUCAGCACCACCAUCACUCCCUCUGCUAUGAUCAACAGCACUGUUGUCUUUGCUAGUGGCAGCACGUCCUACGUUAACACCACAACUGGCAAUUUCAACACCACCACCAUCAGUGCCAGCACUGCAAGCCAGAGCAUCACUGUUAGUCCCAGUGCUAUGGUAAACACCACAAUGACCCUUGCUAGUGUCAGCACUGUGAGUGUUAAUACCACAACUAAUAAUGUUAACAACACCAAUGCCAGUGCAACUACUGCAAGUCAGAACACCAGCAUUAGUACCCCUGCCAUUGUAAACAACACCAUCACCCUUGCUGGUGUCAGCAGUGCCACUUUUAACUCCGCAACUCACAAUGUUAACACCACCAUCAGUGCCACCAAUGCAAGCCUCAACUCCAGUGUGAGUCCCACAGUCAGUUUCAACACCACCACUAUCACCAUUGCUAGUCUUAGCACUGCCACUGUCAACACCAUAGCUGGCAAUGCCAACAAUACCAGUGUCACUGCCACUGCUGCAAGCUACAACACUACAGUCAGUCCUAUUCUGAGUUCCAGCAGCACCAGCACCAUUGCCAGUGGCAUCACUACAUAUGAUAAUAACACACAAGUCAGCAACAACACUUCUGCUUCUAUGACUACCAUUUUCAAAACCACUGUUAAUACCACCGCCACCCCUCCUGUUUUCACAGACAGCCAUAAGGCUACAAUAGCCUUUGCUGCCAGCACUACUGUAACCACCAGCACUAGUGACAAGAUCAGUCUCAACAGCACACUUCCUAGUAAAAAUACUCCUAUUCCCACUGAUGAACCUACCAGUGCCAUUACCACAACUGGAAUUACCAUUAGUUCUAACAAUGCAACACCAUCCAAGGUCACUAUGAGCCCUAGUGUCAGCUCCAGUGCAAGUACCAUUAUCACCACUGGUGAAAUCACCUCCUCAGCCACCAUCACCAUUGUCACUAUACCUACUUCCACUACUAUGGCACCACAGAUCAUUUGCCAAGGUGUAAAUAGUUAUACACUAGAGAAUCAGCUGUUGUCUGGAGAUGUUUCUGCUGUGCUCUGCAACUUCAACAUCUCUGAAUAUGCCUGUUCAUCCUCCUCUAAGGUUGCUGCUCUGUCCUCUGAUGAUCUCUUCAAACUACUGACUUGCAAACUGCCAAGCAACGUGGUCUACUCUAAAGACAUUUGGGUGCUUUUCCUCCAAAAGUUUGCAGCACCUCUCCCGGCAGCUCUGGAUAAGUACUCCAGCGUGACCCCCAGCAUCACUCUGCCUGACCCAUCUUUUCUUAAUGCCAUCGGAGACGUGAUAGUCAACAGCUUCAGUGCUGCACAGCUUAGGGAUGCCGUUUUCAUCACCCAGUGGUUCCAGAUUCGGCUCAAACCAUUUUUAUCAUCAGUGCCUGCAAACUUCCUUUCCAUUUUCAGUUCCAGGAACUUCAGCUGUGAGACCUACCAAGUUGUGGUACAAGCAUUUAGCUCACAAGAACCGGCCAUGCAAGAUAAGCAAAAAUUGUCCGUCAUCAGUAAUUUCAUCAAGCCCUUCCUCAAAGGUCAGUCCUGUGUGCUGCCCGGGAGCAACGACUCAGACUGGCUGGUGAAGAAUUUUGGCCAAUUCAGGAGUUCUGCUUCAUUUUCUGACUUCAUCAGCCUGAAGAGUGACUUCAAUGGAGUAAAUGCAGCAGAGGUUCUAACUUCAUCCCAGUUGGCAGAACUUUGCUCCGACCCCACUCGACUUACUGGUCCCCAGGAUGUAAACACUGUGAUGGCAGCUGUCAGCCCAAUUCAGAACCAAUUCACCUCCUUCUUUGACAACCUCACUUCCAGCAUCCAGCGGAAUGGGUCACUGUACUCCCCUGCGGUGAAGGAAGCUUUCCUCCAGGCGGCUCUGCUGAGACUGUCCUCUGCAGCAGUGCCUGAUUCAGAAGUGCAGCAGUGGGUGACCGUUCGGCUCAGGCCGCUCCUCUCCAGCCUCUCCUCUGCAGAUGUAACACCAUACUUCAGCAUCAUCAGAGGCAGGAGCUGCAACACCAGACAGACAGCAGUGAGCAGUUUGGACUCUGUGAGAUCGUCUUUCAACAGCGACACACAGACCCAAAUCUACAGCAACAUCCAGCAGCUCCUCACUGGGCUGAAUGGUUUGGACUGCUACAGUGGCGGGAGCUUCUAUGCCUUCCUCAAGAACUCCUUCCUCAGUUUUGGGUUUCCUGACCUGAGUACCUUUUUGUCCCUCAUCCCAGCCAGCCGACAGCAAGAGCUGUUGGGCUCCAUCUCUCCAGCAGAACUGAGCGUGUUUCUGAAUGGGCUGAACACAGUCAGGAACGGGUCAGACCUCUGCACGCUCCUCAACAACUACAACAGUACCAACCAGUACCUGCAGACGCAGCCAGUUGUAUCUGCAGCUGUGGGCAGACAGACGUUGGGGUGCGUUUGGUCUCGUGCUCUCAGCGCGUCGUCUCAGGAUGAGGUGGAUCAGUGGUUUAAUGUCAGGCUGGCUCAGUACCUACCCCUCCUCAGCUCUCAGCUCAUCAGCCCCACCCAGCUCAGUGGCGCCUCCUGCCUGUCAUACAGGAAACUGGUUUCAGUCCUGGGGAACAGCUAUAAUUACUCAGCCACGGAUUUCACUCCAGCUGUUGUGUACAGCUCUAUGAAGGCUUAUCUGAACAGCAGUGAUGGCUCUCCACGCUGCUAUAACUCCUCCAAUCCUCUCCUGAACUCUACUGCCUGGUUUGCCAAUAACAUUGGAUUCUUCAUCACCUUCAUCUCCCUCACUGAUCUCCAGUCCUUUGUAUCAGGCAGCCAGAUUGGUGUGUUCCUGGAAAACUCACUGAAUAUUCAGCUGUUUAACAACUCAGGGAUUUCAUCCAAUGUCACCACAUACUACGGCACGCAGCUAUAUAUGAAGAAUCCAAAAUACAACCCCCUCAGUUUGCCAGGUAUCCUCCUGUGUGGAGCUCCUGGCUCUGUAUUUGUGUCUCUGACAACUGCAGACAGCCUGACCAUCCUGCAGAGCCUCAAGAAAUCCUGUCAACAAAUUAGUCAAGCGGCUACUGCAGCUCUUGUGGCAAACUUCCCCACUUUGUCCUCGGAUACCAUCAAGUCACUUGGCAACCAGAGCAUUGGUUUGACUGAAGGCCAGAUCAGUGAUGCUAAACCCGAUAUCAUUAACAAUAAUCUGCCAUCACUGAGCAUCAUCACAGGCUGGAACCAGGGUCAGGUCAACAACAUCAUCCAGAGCAUCACUAACGCUGGCUUCAGUAUCAACAGUGGCUCCGCCCUGGUGACUCUGGGUACGCUCAUUGGAGGUGUUCCCUCAGCAGCCAUCUUUGAAAUUCCAUCCACUGAACUUCUCACCGUUUCCCAGAAUCCAACAUUCAUCACCAGCAUUCAGACAGCCCCAGUGAUCCUUCAAGAAACAUACGUACUGAAGAUUGUCUCUAUAGAUCAGACUAAAGUGGUGGAGAAUGUCCCAGAUGCUUUGGCAGGGUAUAUCCCACCAGUGCUGCUGUCGUCUCCCACCUCUGUUAAUGUUACACUCAUUAACAAGAAGAGCUGGAGACCAGAACAGGCGGUGGUGUUGUUCAGCUCAGUGGCCAGCGCCAGUGACAACACAGAAGAGCUGUCUGAAUCAAUACUGCAGGGAUUCACCUGCAGUGCAGUUCAGAAUCUACCACGCUCAAAAGUCACACAGCUGGUGAGAGCCUGCAGAGCACGUGCUGGCAGGAACAAGGUCGUCCUGAAAGAGCCUCAGCUGACCUGCAUGUACAACUACGUGAAAGAUGGUUCAAAUCUGACCUUCACUGACUUUCCUGCUGACAUGCUUCUGUACUACAACCUUCAGACACUGACGAAGGUGAACUGCGGGUCGUAUUUCAAAGCUCUGGGUGGAGCGGAUUUCUCGGUUCUCUCCAGCGUCCUCAACAGACAGUCUGCCUUGUUCAUGAAAGCAAAGGACUGCCUGGGUAUAUCUGGUGUGAGUCUGAACAGCACUCAGGUGGAGGUUCUGGGUAAUAUGGCCUGCACACUGGACCCCACCUACAUCCAGAACUCUGACCCACUCAUCCUGGAGAAACUGAAGAACUGUGGAGAUCUUUCUGACUCUCAAGUCACCGCAAUACAGACGCUGCUCUUCUCUGGCAACACUUCUUAUGGUAAUCCCUCAACAUGGACACAGCAGACUCUGGACCAGCUGGGCAUCUUGCCCCUCUACCUCAACCAAAGCUUCUGGGACAAAUUUAGCUCUACGACAACAACAACCUUCCUGAGGUCAUUCAUUCCAACCCUGAGGAAACAGAAAGUCCAGAAUUGGAAACUCAGGACAUUGUUUACAGCAGCCAACAGUUUUACAGCAAAAAGCAUUAACACCAAAGCCAGAGCGCUCACAAGAGCAGCAUGCACAACAGGCAACAUCACAGAGGCAACAGCUGCAGAUCCCUCAUUCCCUCUUGGCUACGACUCCACCCAGUUUGAUGCAUGCUUGGACAACACAUUACUGAAGAACAACAUAGCAGCCAUCACUGAGAAAGUCAUAGACUCCAGCUUCCUGACAAGCAUUCUGAGCAAAUUAAACCAGUUGUUCCCAUCAGGCCUUUCUGACAGUGUGGUGCAGAUUCUGAAUGCUGUGUCUCGUGUGGCCACUGUUAGUGACAUCAGCAAGUGGAACAUCACCACAAUUGACACACUGUCCUCUCUGAUGAAUUUGAUUAAUGGAGACUGGACCUCAGACCAGAGUAAAGUGAUCAUCAUGAAGUAUCUGAGCGUGGCUGUUAACACUCUGGGAACUGCUGAGAUAAACGCAAUCGGCUCCAACCUCUGUUCUUUGGAUUCCAGUGUCCUCAAAUCCAUCACUGCUCAAAGCCUGAAGUCAGCGAACGCUAUGAAUGUAUCCUCAUGUUCCAUUGAUCAGAAAUCAGCUCUGUACAGCAUUGCCAAGUCCUCGUUCAGCACUCAACGCAGCGACCCAACAGCAUACUACCAACUCAUCAGCUCUUACCUGGGUGGAGCUCCUGUGGAGGACAUAAUUGCUCUUUCUGCUCUGAACGUCAGCAUGGACAUCACCACCUUCUUGAAUCUGAACCCAGAUGUGAUCAAGGCCCUGAAUGUAAACACAGUGAUCAGCCUGAUGGGACAGAACAAGGCUGACCUGAAACUGUUUGAGAACACCACAACGGUCAGGAUGUGGGCGGCUCAGCAGUACAAUUCUGAGUUGGCUGUACUCGGACUUUCAGGAGGCAAAGCGGACCCCGUCAGCUCUACGGCUGCACCAGCCACUACGUUCACAACAGUAUUAACUAGCAUCACCAUCACACAGACCAACCAGACCGUCAACACAACGGGUUCAGCUGUUGUACAUCGUGGUUCAGGACUGUGGCUCAUCUCUCUGUGUGUAGGACUUCUGACCAUCACACUGCACACACUAUGAUAACCAUCUGCCCAAAUCACCCUCACACAUAGCCCACUUCUAAUGCACUGCACUCUAAUUUAACUUAAUAUACAGUUUCACUUUAAAAUACUUCUUAAUAUCUGUUUCACUUGUUUAU
Molecule: messenger RNA, 13334 nt
Organism: Pygocentrus nattereri (red-bellied piranha)
Lineage: Eukaryota; Metazoa; Chordata; Actinopteri; Characiformes; Serrasalmidae
Product: mucin-3A-like
Exons: 33
Coding region: 14-13216 (4400 amino acids)
Biological process (GO): cell-matrix adhesion
Cellular component (GO): cell surface
Source: RefSeq, a predicted model, not a curated record